GUUGUAGAUGGCGCAAAAAUCAUUACCCCGUUUUGACCGCCAAGCUUCCCUACCCUGGUUGACUUCUAAGCUCCUUGGGUGCUCCGUGUCAGGUGGUGUCAGGGUAACACGGGUAACACUCGUUGACCAGGACUAGAUUAACCAGUAGUGACGUUAUUGUUGUGAUAUUUGGUUGUGCGAAAAUAUUUGUGUGUGCUAGUGUUUUUGUUGAAUAUUUGGUGCAAUAUUUUUGUACGGUAAUUGCGUUUUUCAGAUUAGUAACAUUCAAUUUUUCGUGAUGCGAGAAGUGGGUUUACCAUGUCCAGUUAUAAUGAGCCAUGGAGAAAUUCAGAAUUCUGCUUCUUCCAGUAGCAAUGUUCAAGAGGCACUGUGUGUACAAGUUUUUAGUUCAUCUAAAUCAAAUGAACAAUCUGCUCCUUUGCACCAAAUAGAAACAGAUUAUGUGACUUCUAGAAAUAACGAUUCUUGGCAUCGGGGAAAUAAUAAUCAAAAUUUAGAAUUGUCAGAAGGAAACCACCUGGCUUCUCGUGUGAGAAAACUGAAAAGACCUUAUUCGCCGCCUCUAUCAGAGAAGAAGUCCUUCAAAAAAUUAAGUUCAGGAAAGUCAAAAAAUGUAUUGUCUGGCAAUGAAGGUAAAGUGAAAGAGAGUCAGUCUUGUGAAAAGCCUUUUGUUUGUGGAAAAUGUGGUUCUCCAUAUGUAGUAAAUCCAGCUCGUUGUCAUUCAUCUGCAAAAACGUACACACCUCGAAAAAUAUUCGAUCCAAUUGCAAAGAAAACAUUGCUUGUGUGUAAUGCUUGUAGGCUGUCCUUAGCACGAUCUCAAAAGGCCAAACCACCAAGAUCAAAAAAGUCUCCACCUUCAGAAGAAGCAAAGGCAGAAUUUCAGGAAGAAUGUGUGAGAUUUUCGGCCUCUUUAGUAGAAAAAUUAAGAGACUCUGAUGCCAGUAGACUAUACUGUCCAGCGUUCACCCUUCAUCCAUGCAAGUGCCUGCAAAAUUAUCUCACAUGUCCAGAUGAAGAGGAAGAAUCCCACAGAGCUGAGAGUCUGUUGAAUCUUCUAAAAAAAGCCAAGCAAUUGAGUGCUCAAAAAAACUCAUUUGGCUUUGUUCAGAAUCCACGUCCACGUGGUCUUUUGAAAUGCAAGAGUCAGAUGUUUGAAGAAUUUGUACAAGAAACACGGCUAUAUUUGCGCAGUCAGUUAAAACUUUGUGAAAGAGCUUGCCAGCGUGUUUUAAUGUAUUCCAAUAACUUCUUACACAAACACCUCAAGUCUGCGCCAGAUAAGCGUGCCCGCAUUGAGCGUCUUGGGGGAAGCUCUCGUCCACCUUUGUGUCCCAUUUCAAGGCUUCCAAAUGAAAGUUGCUGUCAAGAGCGCUGUGUCUUAAUGGCGCUUACUCACUCACGCCUUCUUGAAGAUUGGCGUACAUCUGCACGUCGUAGUCAGCGUGAUGCGCGACGUGUUCUGGCAGAAAUGCUUACCCCAUCUGGAGGCUCCAAGGCAAAUUGUUACAAAUUUAUUAGAAUGGUUACAGGAUGCAGUCAGACGACAAUUUGUUUAGUAAGUGAACAAAUGUGGCGUACACAAGGCAACCGAGAACCCCCUGAGCAUGGAUUGAAGAAUUGGUGGCAGAAAAGAGCAGGACUUAAUUCAGAAGAAGUGUAUGCAGGCCAUGAUUCUGCUGGUAGUGAAUCAUGUGGUGAAGAUGAUGAUGCCUUUGAAUAUGAGGAAGAGGAUAACAAAGAGCAAGGAAGCAAAGAUCAUGAAGAUACUACUAGACCUAGUGUCUCUGAUAUUCACAUUCCAACUGCUCGUGAAUUGCGAGACUUAGCUCCAGCAGAAGCUGGACGCCGCCUCCUUCAGCAGCGGCACAAGUUAGCAUGUAUUCAACGUCAGUUGGUUCGUCAACAACAGCAAUUGGAGGCUUUGCGCCAGCAGCGACCACCCAUUGUACUUGGUUGCUGUUCUGGAAUGGCUGAUUUAUCUCAGUCAAUCCAGCAGACACUGGUUCAACCACCAGCAGCUAUGCCUAGUGUUGCACCACAGGCACAAGUGGUUCACAUACUGGAAAUACCAGCAACACCCACGACUGUGAUUCCAAGUGUUCCAGAAACCUGUCAGCAACAGCCUACUUUAUCUGUACUCUCCAGCUCAGGAGAAUUUGAGCCCAUAACAAACAUUAGUGUCAAUGUAGCUCCUGGGCAGCCUAUGGGCACAGUCUAUUUCAUUCCAGAAUAUGAAACUGUAUCUUCCAUACCUACUGAUCACAUGUCUGGAAAUAAUGUGAUAUUCACCCCAAGUGCAACAGAAGCAGAUUCUAUCCAAUUGCAGCAGAAUUUGGCAUCGCCAUCUCAGCUUCAACCCCAGGCUGUCCACUUGCCUACAAUGCAAGUCCAUCUCCCGUUGGAUAUACCAGUUCAACUAGCUAUGCAGCCAACUUCAGAAUCAUCAGUGCAAACAGAACAGGCCUUAGAACAACCCGCAGUGCAAGUUGCAGUGCAUCACCCUGUGCAGCUAUCUGGGCCAGACCCACUACCAUCUCAAACACAACCAAUAAUUCUCCCUUCCCCUCAACCCAUUCCAUUCCAGGUGGCACAGCCAACUAAGUCUUCCAACCCUGUUCAACAAGGCUCCCUUCAUAGUACUCCUGCAACAAUUGUUAAUGUUUUAAAUAAAGAUAAUUGCUCUGUGCAAACCUCUGAAGCUCAAGUGUAUUAUCUUGAGUCUGUUAACUGUGUGACCUCAGUCCCAGACUGACAGUUUGCUUUCUACAUAGAAGAUAUAUCUCUAGUCAGUACUCAAAAGAAUCUUCUUAAAAACAAAUGUGAAGGGAUUCUCAAAUAAAAUACUUACUAGUAUUGUUAAUAUAUUUCUCAGUACAUUCAUUGUGCAGUAUUACUAAAACUUUCUGUAGCUUGCCAAAAUAACUUUUUAUUUUUUUAAGAAAAAUUAAUAAAAUUUCUUUUCUAUGAAUUUUCAAUUUCUAUAAUAGUCUUACAUCUACUCAAUACACAAAAAAUAUGGCUACACAUAACAUAUUAUUGCAGCUUUAAUGUUGCUUAGCAGUUCUUCCAACAAAAGCAGAAUCUUCUACACUCACAACAAAGUGUCAUUACAUGAACUGAGCCAUUGGAUCUUCAUCCCUCUUCUUCUUCAUGUAAUAUGCUUCCAUUUCUUCAUCUGUUGGCUUCUUCACUUCAAACAUGCUGUUGUAUGGCCUUUUUCGAUCAUCUAAUGCAGCCAGACGGGCACCUUCUUGUUGAUUGAUUUCUUCUUGAUUCAGAGCCUGUAAUAGACAAAAUCAUUCAAUAUUGCUAGCAUGCAAAUAGCAUAGUAAAAUCCCGCUAAUCCAAGCAAAAUUCAGGAUGAAGGAAAAAUUAACAAAAAAAGAACAACUUAUUUGUAGAGUAAAUUCAUGAUUUUAUAUUUACUAUGGAACUGAACAACUAAUAAUUGAAACAAGCUGUCGAAAUUGCAAGAAAAGAUUAAUUGUAACUACGGUGUGUAUCACACAUUUAUGUAGCAGUAAUUUUCACUUGGAAGACUUGAAAAAUCGGUAAUAUUCAUUUACCAUAAUGAACUGAAUCUGUUUGAUGUUGUGAUCUCUAGGCUACGUUGCCAUUUUCUAACAUCUCACACUUGCAUUGUGUCUGGUAAUACAUAAUAUAUUUUGGUAAUUGCUAAUAUUUGAGUAUUUGUACAUGUACAAUAUAUUUUUUGGAUAGUCCGAUUUCCAUAGACCGACAGACCAUCUUCAACGUGUGUUGUAUUCAGGGUACUUUUGAGUACUACUUUCUCUUUCAGUCUGAUUCCAAAGCUAGCAUUGUUGCAUUGACGUGUGUUGCCUAACUCUGAUUACAUCAGUUGCCACAAUGCCUGUGCAUAAAGUUUCACGAACGUUAUUAUACGCAAUCAUCCGUUCAAAGAGACAUGUCAACGCAACGCUUCUGUGACGCAGGCCUUACUGUGCAUUCCUUUGAGUGCUUUUUUCUGUGUAAUUUAGUUACAUUCAAAGUUAUUUAUGAGUAAUUAGUUCAACCCAUGGGUAUUUGGGUGUUAUACAAGUAUCCAGUAGUUUUCUCUAUUACUAUAGUGUUUUGCAGAUUAUAAUGAGGAAAGUAAGUACAAAUUGAGCAUUUUUUUGCUUGCACAUUUUCCUGUUUAUGACGUUCAAAAUUGUCAGUCCCUUGAUAAGUGUACUAAUAAGAUUCCACUGUAAUUAUGUAAAAUCCAGACCCUAUUCACAACCUAGAAUAAUAAAAGAGUGUUUUUGUAUUAUUUUUCUCAUAAAAACAUUCUACAAUGUUGGCAGUAGGUUUUAUUGUUGAAAAAUACAUUUUUCAUUUAGUGGGAGUCACUGAAUCAGGAGGCCAAAAAUACCAAAAUUAGUUUUUUUGAAAAAUAAGAAAAUGCAUCAAUUAAUAAUAAAAAAAGAAUAAAACAUUUCUAUUAAGAAUUUUACUGUUUUGUUGGGUUCCUCCAAAGAGCAUUUUUGGAUUCUGAUUUUGUUUUUGAGUAUUUUAUCCUUAUAAGAUAUAAAAAAUCACUCUGGUCAUAUGUUGUAAUUGCGUAUUUAAGAAGGUUGCAUUUUUCUAAACAAAAUUGAAAAAUCACCUUUUAACACCUACGAGGGUUACUCCAUCCUUUUAAAACUUUUGUUCGCAAAAACAUAAAAAUGCAUAAGUCAUGUUUCAUCACCCCCUAAAAAUUGCCCCCCCCCCCUUCACUUUUCAGGACGAUGCAAAAAAGGAAAUGUAGAAGUAAAAUGUAAAAUGCAGGAAUGUUGAAAAACGGUAGACCAGGCAGGUACUUUCAUUAUUUACCGCAAUUGUAGCUCUGUUUUUACUUUCUCCCUCUUCAUAGGAAGAGAAAGUAAACGUGUGAACCAGAAUCAGCAAAUUUCGCCAGAAAAUCUCUUAUUGACGGGCCCUGAAUGAAAUAGUGGAUAAAUCAUAUUCCUGUAUAUAGUACAUUACUUUAACGUGUGGUGUAUACUGAA
Messenger RNA from Gryllus bimaculatus (two-spotted cricket), 4997 nucleotides. The record is from the annotation of a GenBank genome assembly. Lineage: Eukaryota; Metazoa; Arthropoda; Insecta; Orthoptera; Gryllidae.